AUGUUUUGUUUUAGAGCAGCGGUAUGAAUGAGAUGGAAUGCAUUGUGUUUGUUAUGCUAGCUCUAUAAUGCGGUAUUCAAUCCCCUCUACAUGACCUUUCUGUAGGCUUUAAUACUUACUGAGUUACUGUAUAUACAUGUUACUGUACAGAGGGUAGUACCGUAUGUUCUCUCUACUACCGCACGGCAAGCGGUACCGGAGCGCUGGGACCAAAAGGCUCCUGAACAGCUUCUACCCCAAAGCUAUAAGACUUCUGAACAGCUAAUUUAAACGGCUACCCAGACUUUAUGCUUUUCACCCCCUACCUACAUGUACAUCAAUCAAUCACCUAACCAAACCUACCAAAUUACCUCAAUCAAUCACCCCAACUACCUCAAAUCAAAUAUUAUUUGUCACAUGCGCCGAAUACAACAGGUGUAGACAUUACAGUGAAAUGCUUACUUACAAGCCCUUAACCAACAAUGCAGUUUUAAGUAAAAUAUGUGUGAAGUAAAAAAUAGAUAACUAAAAAAUAAAUAUAUAACAAAUAAUUAAAGAGCAGCAGUAAAAUAACAGUUUUUCCUACUUACAAAGCAUGUAGAGGUCUGUCAUUUUUAUCAUAGGUACACUUAAACUGUGAGAGACGGAAUCUAAAACAAAAAUCCAGAAAAUCACAUUGUAUGAUUUUUAAAUAAUUAAUUUGCAUUUUAUUGCAUGACAUAAGUAUUUGAUCACCUACCAACCAGUAAGAAUUCCAGCUCUCACAGACCUGUUAGUUUUUCUUUAAGAAGCCCUCCUGUUCUCCACUCAUUACCUGUAUUAACUGCACCUCUUUGAACUCGUUACCUGUAUAAAAGACACCUGUCCACACACUCAAUCAAACAGACUCCAACCUCUCCACAAUGGCCAAGACCAGAGAGCUGUGUAAGGACAUCAGGGAUAAAAUUGUAGACCUGCACAAAGCUGGGUUGGGCUACAGGACAAUAGGCAAGCAGCUUGGUGAGAAGGCAACAACUGUUGGUGCAAUUAUAAAAAAAUGGAAGAAGUUCAAGAUGACGGUCAAUCACCCUCGGUCUGGGGCUCCAUGCAAGAUCUCACCUCGUGGGGCAUCAAUGAUCAUGAGGAAGGUGAGGGAUCAGCCCAGAACUACACGGCAGGACCUGGCCAAUGACCUGAAGAGAGCUGGGACCACAGUCUCAAAGAAAACCAUUAGUAACACACUACGCCGUCAUGGAUUAAAAUCCUGCAGCGCACGCAAGGUUCCCCUGCUCAAGCCAGCGCAUGUCCAGGCCCGUCUGAAGUUUGCCAAUGACCAUCUGGAUGAUCCAGAGGAGGAAUGGGAGAAGGUCAUGUGGUCUGAUGAGACAAAAAUAGAGCUUUUUGGUCUAAACUCCACUCGCCGUGUUUGAAGGAAGAAGAAGGAUGAGUACAACCCCAAGAACACCAUCCCAACCGUGAAGCAUGGAGGUUGAAACAUCAUUCUUUGGGGAUGCUUUUCUGCAAAGGGGACAGGACGACUGCACCGUAUUGAGGGGAGGAUGGAUGGGGCCAUGUAUCGCGAGAUCUUGGCCAACAACCUCCUUCCCUCAGUAAGAAAAUUGAAGAUGGGUCGUGGCUGGGUCUUCCAGCAUGACAACGACCCGAAACACACAGCCAGGGCAACUAAGGAGUGGCUCCGUAAGAAGCAUCUCAAGGUCCUGGAGUGGCCUAUCCAGUCUCCAGACCUGAACCCAAUAGAAAAUCUUUGGAGGGAGCUGAAAGUCCGUUUUUCCCAGCGACAGCCCUGAAACCUGAAGGAUCUGGAGAAGGUCUGUAUGGAGGAGUGGGCCAAAAUCCCUGCUGCAGUGUGUGCAAACCUGGUCAAGACCUACAGGAAAUGUAUGAUCUCUGUAAUUGCAAACAAAGGUUUCUGUACCAAAUAUUAAGUUCUGCUUUUCUGAUGUAUCAAAUACUUAUGUCAUGCGAUAAAAUGCAAAUUAAUUACUUAAAAAUCAUACAAUGUGAUUUUCUGGAUUUUUGUUUUAGAUUCCGUCUCUCACAGUUGAAGUGUACCUAUGAUAAAAAUUACAGACCUCUACAUGCUUUGUAAGUAGGAAAACCUGCAAAAUCGGCAGUGUAUCAAAUACUUGUUCUCCCCACUGUAUGUACAUGUAGGUGGAGUUAAAGUAACUAUGCAUAUAUAAAAAACAGAGAGUAGCACCAGCGUAAAAGAGGGGGGGGGGGACAAUGCAAAUUGUCCGGGUAGCCAUUUGAUUAGAUGUUCAGGAGUCUUAUGGCUUGGGGUUAGAAGCUGUAAAGAAGCCUUUUGGACCUAGACUUGGUACUCCGGUACCGCUUGCCGUGUGGUAGCAGAGAGAACAGUCUAUGACUAGGGUGGCUGGAGUCAUUGACAAUUUUUAGGGACUUCCUCUGACACCGCCUGGUAUAGAGGUUCUGGAUGGCAGGAAGCUUGGCCCCAGUGAUGUACUGGGCCGUACGCACUACCCUCUGUAGUGCCUUGCGGUCAGAGGCCAAGCAGUUGCCAUACCAGGCAGUGAUGCAACCGGUCAGGAUGCUCUCGAUGGUGCAGCUGUAUAACUUUUUAAGGAUCUGAGGACCCAUGCCAAAUCUUUUCAGUCUCCUGAGGGGGAAUAGGCUUUGUUGUGCCCUCUUCACGACUGUCUUGGUGUGUUUGGACCAUGAUAGUUUGUUGGUGAUGUGGACACCAAGGAACUUGAAGCUCUCAACCUGCUCCACUACAGCCCCGUCGAUGAGAAUGGGGGCAUGCUCGGUCCUCCUUUUCCUCUAGUCCACAAUCAUCUCCUUUGUCUUGAUCACGUUGAGGGAGAGGUUGUUAUCCUGGCACCACACGGCCAGGUCUCUGACCUCCUCCCUAUAGGCUGUCUCAUCAUUGUCGGUGAUCAGGCCUACCACUGUUGUGUCGUCGGCGAACUUAAUGAUGGUGUUGGAGUCGUGCCUGGCCAUGCAGUCAUGGGUUAACAGGGAGUACAGGAGGGGACUGAGCACGCACCCCUGAGGGGCCCCCGUGUUGAGGAUCAGUGUGGCAGAUUUGUUGUUACCUACCCUUACCACCUGGGGGUGGCCCGUCAGGAAGUCCAGGAUCCAGUUGCAGAGGGAGGUGUUUAGUCCCAGGGUCCUUAGCUUAGUGAUGAGCUUUGAGGGCACUAUGAUGUUGAAUGCUGAGUUGUAGUCAAUGAAUAGCAUUCUCACAUAGGUGUUCCUUUUAUCCAGGUGGGAAAGGGCAGUGUGGAGUGCAAUAGAGAUUGCAUCAUCUGUGGAUCUGUUGGGGCGGUAUGCAAAUUGGAGUGUGUCUAGGGUUUCUGGGAUAAUGGUGUUGAUGUGAGCCAUGACCAGCCUUUCAAAGCACUUCAUGGCUACAGACGUGAGUGCUAUGGGUCGGUAGUCAUUUAGGCAGGUUAUCUUAGUGUUCUUGGGCACAGUUACUAUGGUGGUAUGCUUGAAACAUGUUGGUAUUACAGACUCAGUCAGGGACAGGUUGAAAAUGUCAGUGAAGACACUUGCCAGUUGGUCAGCACAUGCUCGGAGUACACGGCCUGGUAAUCCGUCUGGCCCUGCGGCCUUGUGAAUGUUGACCUGCUUAAAAGUCUUACUCACAUCGGCUACGGAGAGCGUUAUCGCACUGUUGUUCGGAACAGCUGGUGCUCUCAUGCAUGCUUCAGUGUUGCUUGCCUCGAAGCGAGCAUAGAAGUGGUUUAGCUCAUCUGGUAGGCUUGCGUUACUGGGCAGCUCGCGGCUGUGCUUCCCUUUGUAGUCUAUAAUAGUUUUCAAGCCCUGCCACAUCCGACGAGCAUCGGAACCGGUGUAGUAGGAUUCGAUCUUAGUCCUGUAUUGACGCUUUGCCUGUUUGAUGGUUCGUCUGAGGGCAUAGCGGGACUUCUUAUAAGCGUCCGGGUUAGAAUCCCGCGCCUUGAAAGCGGCAGCUCUAUCCUUGUUGCCUGUAAUCCAUGGCUUCUGGAUGGGGUCUGUACGGUCACUGUGGGGACGAUGUCGUCGAUGCACUUAUUGAUGAAGCCGGUGACUGAUGUGGUGUACUCUGUAGCUCAGUUGGUAGAGCAUGGCGCUUGCAACGCCAGGGUUGUGGGUUCGUUUCCCACGGAGGGGCAGUAUGAAAAUGUAUGCACUCACUAACUGUAAGUCGCUCUGGAUAAGAGCGUCUGCUAAAUGACUAAAAUGUAAAUGCCAUCGGAAGAAUCCCGGAACAUAUUCCAGUCUGUGCUAGCAAAACAGUCCUGUAGCUUAGCAUCUGCGUCGUCUGACCUCUUCUUUAUUGACCGAGUCACUGGUGCUUCCUGCUUUCGUUUUUGCUUGUAAGCAGGAAUCAGGAGGAUAGAGUUAUGGUCAGAUUUGCCAAAUGGAGGGCGAGGGAGAGCUUUGUGCGCGUCUCUGUGUGGAGUAAAGGUGGUCUAGUGUUUUUUUUACCGGAGGCAGCUGUUCUAUUUUGUCGAUGCAGCGUAUAUCCCGCCAGCUGUAUGUUAUCCAUGUCGUCGUUCAACCACGACUCAGUGAAACAUAAGAUAUUACAGUUUUUAAUGUCUUGCUGGUAGGAUAACCGUGAUCGUCUGUUUUAUUAUCCAAUGAUUGAAGAUUGGCUAAUAGGAUUGAUGGAAGAGGCAGUUUACUCGCUCGCCGUCGGAUCCUUACAAGGCACCCCGACCUACGUCCCCGAUAUCUCAGUCUCUUUCUCCUGCGAAUGACGGGGAUUUGGGCCUUGUCGGGUGUCUGAAGAAAAUCCUUUGCGUCCGACUCAUUAAAUAAACAUUAUUUGUCCAGUACGAGGUGAGCAAUCGCUGUCCUGAUAUCCAGAAGCUAUUUUCGGUCAUAAGAGACGGUGGCAGAAACAUUAUGUACAAAAUAAGUUACAAAUAACGUGAAAAAACACACACAAUCGCACAAUUGGUUAGGAGCCCGUAAAACGGCAGCCAUCUUCUCCGGCGCCAUUCUUUCACUUUUUACCCCAGUACACUGUACACUGACUCGGUCCCGGUGCUCCUUGUAUAUAGCCUGUAUAUAGCCUUGUUAUUGUUAUUUUAUUGUGUUACUAUUUUAUUUUAUCGAUUUGUUAAUUGUCUUACUUUUGUAUAUUAAUGCAUAUCAAUGUCCUGUUUUCAUUUACAGAGUGUUGGGAACUCGCAGCGUGAAUAUGAGAAACACGUGCAGCUGUACAGUAUCCGCAACCAGCUAAGGUUCCGCAAUAACCUAGGUGAGUGGGAGGAGUCAGCAUGGGAGGAGUCAGCAUGGGAGGAGUCAGCAUGGGAGGAGUCAGCAUGGGAGGAGUCAGCAUGGGAGGAGUCAGCAUGGGAGGAGUCAGCAUGGGAGGAGCCAGCAUGGGAGGAGCCAGCAUGGGAGGAGUGGAAUGCAUGGCAAUCUCAAGCUUGUCAGAAUAACUAUGUUGUAGGCUACAAUAUCCACCCCUCAUUUCAGGGCAAGCACAGAAAGUGUUCACACCCCUUGACUUUUUCCAGAUUUUGUUGUGUUACAAAGUGGGAUUAAAAUGGAUUACAUUUUCAUUUUUUGUAAACAAUCUACACAAAAUACUCUGUCAAAGUGGACAUUUGUAAAACAUUUAUGAGAAAUAAAACACUAUAAUAUCUUGAUUUAGAUAAGUAUUCAACCCCCGGAGACAUGUUACCUUUGGCAGCAAGUACAGCUGUGAGUCUUUCUGGGUAAGUCUCUAAGAACUGUCCACACCUGGAUUGUGCAACAUUUGCCCGUUAUAAUUCUUCAAGCUUGUUGACCAUUGCUAGACAACCAUUUUCAGGUCUUGCUAUAGAUUUUCAAGCAGAUUUAAGUCCAAAAUGUAACUCAGCCACUCAGGAACAUUCACUUUCUUGGUAAGCAACUCCAGUGUAGAUUUGGCCUUGUGUUUUAGGUUAUUUUCCUGCUGAAAGGUGAAUUCAUCUCCCAGUGUCUGGUGGACAGCAGACUGAACCAGGUUUUCCUCUAGUCUCCCAGUGUCUGGUGGAAAACAGACUGAACCAGGUUUUCCUCUAGGAUUUUGCCUGUGCUUAGCUCCAUUCAGUUAAUUUUUUAUCCUGAAAAACUCCCCAGUCCUUAACGAUUACAAUCAUACCCAUAACAUGAUGCAGCCACCACUAUGCUUGAAAAUAUGGAGAGUGGUACUCAGUAAUGUGUUGUAUUGGAUUUGCCUCAAACAUAACACUUUGUAUUCAGGACAAAAAGUGAAUUGCUUUGCCACAUUUGUUGCAGUAUUACUUUACUGCCUUGUUGCAAACAGGAUGCAUGUUUUGCAAUAUUUGUAUUCUGUCACUUUGUCAAUUAGGUUAGUGUUGUGGGGUAACUACAAUGUUGUUGAUCCAUCCUCAGUUUUCUCCUAUCACAGCCAUUAAACUUCGUAACUGUUUUAAAGUCACUGUUGGCCUCAUGGAGAAAUACCUGAGCGUUUUCCUUCCUCUCUGGCAGUCAGGAAGGUGUAUUGAUACACCAUCCAAAGUGUAAUUAAUAACUUCACCGUGCUCAAAGGGAUAUUGAAUGUCUGCUUUUUUUACCCAUCUACCAAAAGGUGCCCUUCUUUGCGAGGCAUUGGAAAACCUCCCUGGUCAUUGUGGUUCAAUCUGUGUUUGAAAUUCACUGCUUGACUGAGGGACCUUACAGAUAAUUGUUUGUGUGGGGUACAGAGAUGAGGCAGUCAUUCAAAAAUCAUGUUAAACAGUAUUAUUGCACACAGAGUGAGUCCAUGCAACUUAUUAUGUGACUUGUUAAGCACAUUUUUACUCCUGAACUUAUUUAGGCUUGCCAUAACAAAGGGGUUGAAUACUUAUUGACUCAAGACAUUUCAGCUUUUAAUUUGUUAUUAAUUUGUCAACAUUUCUAAAAACAUAAUUCCACUUUGACGUUAUGGGGUGUUGUGUGUAGGCCAGUGACACAAAUAUAUAAAUGUAAUCAAUUUUAAAGGUCCCAAACAGUCAUUCUGAUUCCCAUGUAAAAUAGCCUUUUGAGUGACUAAAAUAUCUACCAUAAAACAAUUUUGGGAUAGAAUUGCUCAUCAUUUUAGAUAAAAAAAAUAAUAAUCUGGUGACUAUCUACCAGGAAGUUUGAAAAGACAGGUUUAGUGGGCAGGGAUCUUAUAUUCAUGAGCUUGCGUUGACUGACAGCUCUUUGAAACAUCAAUGUCAAGAAACUUGGACGCAGUAAAAUCAUCUCAAGCAAAUAUGGUGAUACACGAAGCAACUCAAACAAAAACUGAAAUUGCAUCAAUGAUUUUUUCUAUACUUCCCCCGUUUGGCCUCUUGUGAUGCGGUUCACAGCAGCACUGACGGAUGUGUUGACACAGAUGAAGACCUAGCUAGCCAGUAACUUGCUAACACCAGACAGAUGAAGACCUAGCUAGCCAGUAACUAGCUAACACCAGACACAGAUGAAGACCUAGCUAGCCAGUAACUAGCUAACACCAGACAGAUGAAGACCUAGCUAGCCAGUAACUAGCUAACACCAGACAGAUGGAGACCUAGCUAGCCAGUAACUAGCUAACACCAGACAGAUGAAGACCUAGCUAGCCAGUAACUAGCUAACACCAGACAGAUGAAGACCUAGCUAGCCAGUAACUAGCUAACACCAGACAGAUGAAGACCUAGCUAGCCAGUAACUAGCUAACACCAGACAGAUGAAGACCUAGCUAGCCAGUAACUAGCUAACACCAGACAGAUGAGGACCUAGCUAGCCAGUAAUUAGCUAACACCAGACAGAUGAAGACCUAGCUAGCCAGUAACUAGCUAACACCAGACACAGAUGAAGACCUAGCUAGCCAGUAACUAGCUAACACCAGACACAGAUGAAGACCUAGCUAGCCAGUAACUAGCUAACACCAGACAGAUGAAGACCUAGCUAGCCAGUAACUAGCUAACACCAGACACAGAUGAAGACCUAGCUAGCCAGUAACUAGCUAACACCAGACAGAUGAAGACCUAGCUAGCCAGUAACUAGCUGACACCAGACAGAUGAAGACCUAGCUAGCCAGUAACUAGCUAACACCAGACACAGAUGAAGACCUAGCUAGCCAGUAACUAGCUAACACCAGACACAGAUGAAGACCUAGCUAGCCAGUAACUAGCUAACACCAGACAGAUGAAGACCUAGCUAGCCAGUAACUAGCUAACACCAGACAGAUGAAGACCUAGCUAGCCAGUAACUAGCUAACACCAGACAGAUGAAGACCUAGCUAGCCAGUAACUAGCUAACACCAGACACAGAUGAAGACCUAGCUAGCCAGUAACUAGCUAACACCAGACAGAUGAAGACCUAGCUAGCCAGUAACUAGCUAACACCAGACAGAUGAGGACCUAGCUAGCCAGUAACUAGCUAACACCAGACAGAUGAAGACCUAGCUAGCCAGUAACUAGCUAACACCAGACACAGAUGAAGACCUAGCUAGCCAGUAACUAGCUAACACCAGACACAGAUGAAGACCUAGCUAGCCAGUAACUAGCUAACACCAGACAGAUGAAGACCUAGCUAGCCAGUAACUAGCUAACACCAGACACAGAUGAAGACCUAGCUAGCCAGUAACUAGCUAACACCAGACAGAUGAAGACCUAGCUAGCCAGUAACUAGCUAACACCAGACAGAUGAAGACCUAGCUAGCCAGUAACUAGCUAACACCAGACACAGAUGAAGACCUAGCUAGCCAGUAACUAGCUAACACCAGACAGAUGAAGACCUAGCUAGCCAGUAACUAGCUAACACCAGACAGAUGAAGACCUAGCUAGCCAGUAACUAGCUAACACCAGACAGAUGAAGACCUAGCUAGCCAGUAACUAGCUAACACCAGACAGAUGAGGACCUAGCUAGCCAGUAACUAGCUAACACCAGACAGAUGAAGACCUAGCUAGCCAGUAACUAGCUAACACCAGACAGAUGAAGACCUAGCUAGCCAGUAACUAGCUAACACCAGACACAGAUGAAGACCUAGCUAGCCAGUAACUAGCUAACACCAGACAGAUGAAGACCUAGCUAGCCAGUAACUAGCUAACACCAGACACAGAUGAAGACCUAGCUAGCCAGUAACUAGCUAACACCAGACAGAUGAAGACCUAGCUAGCCAGUAACUAGCUAACACCAGACAGAUGAAGACCUAGCUAGCCAGUAACUAGCUAACACCAGACACAGAUGAAGACCUAGCUAGCCAGUAACUAGCUAACACCAGACAGAUGAAGACCUAGCUAGCCAGUAACUAGCUGACACCAGACAGAUGAAGACCUAGCUAGCCAGUAACUAGCUAACACCAGACAGAUGAAGACCUAGCUAGCCAGUAACUAGCUAACACCAGACACAGAUGAAGACCUAGCUAGCCAGUAACUAGCUAACACCAGACAGAUGAAGACCUAGCUAGCCAGUAACUAGCUAACACCAGACACAGAUGAAGACCUAGCUAGCCAGUAACUAGCUAACACCAGACAGAUGAAGACCUAGCUAGCCAGUAACUAGCUAACACCAGACAGAUGAAGACCUAGCUAGCCAGUAACUAGCUAACACCAGACACAGAUGAAGACCUAGCUAGCCAGUAACUAGCUAACACCAGACAGAUGAAGACCUAGCUAGCCAGUAACUAGCUAACACCAGACAGAUGAAGACCUAGCUAGCCAGUAACUAGCUAACACCAGACACAGAUGAAGACCUAGCUAGCCAGUAACUAGCUAACACCAGACACAGAUGAAGACCUAGCUAGCCAGUAACUAGCUAACACCAGACAGAUGAAGACCUAGCUAGCCAGUAACUAGCUAACACCAGACAGAUGAAGACCUAGCUAGCCAGUAACUAGCUAACACCAGACAGAUGAAGACCUAGCUAGCCAGUAACUAGCUGACACCAGACAGAUGAAGACCUAGCUAGCCAGUAACUAGCUAACACCAGACAGAUGAAGACCUAGCUAGCCAGUAACUAGCUAACACCAGACACAGAUGAAGACCUAGCUAGCCAGUAACUAGCUAACACCAGACAGAUGAAGACCUAGCUAGCCAGUAACUAGCUAACACCAGACACAGAUGAAGACCUAGCUAGCCAGUAACUAGCUAACACCAGACAGAUGAAGACCUAGCUAGCCAGUAACUAGCUAACACCAGACAGAUGAAGACCUAGCUAGCCAGUAACUAGCUAACACCAGACACAGAUGAAGACCUAGCUAGCCAGUAACUAGCUAACACUAGACAGAUGAAGACCUAGCUAGCCAGUAACUAGCUAACACCAGACAGAUGAAGACCUAGCUAGCCAGUAACUAGCUAACACCAGACAGAUGAAGACCUAGCUAGCCAGUAACUAGCUAACACCAGACAGAUGAGGACCUAGCUAGCCAGUAACUAGCUAACACCAGACAGAUGAAGACCUAGCUAGCCAGUAACUAGCUAACACCAGACAGAUGAAGACCUAGCUAGCCAGUAACUAGCUAACACCAGACAGAUGAGGACCUAGCUAGCCAGUAACUAGCUAACACCAGACAGAUGAAGACCUAGCUAGCCAGUAACUAGCUAACACCAGACAGAUGAAGACCUAGCUAGCCAGUAACUAGCUAACACCAGACAGAUGAAGACCUAGCUAGCCAGUAACUAGCUAACACCAGACAGAUGAAGACCUAGCUAGCCAGUAACUAGCUAACACCAGACAGAUGAAGACCUAGCUAGCCAGUAACUAGCUAACACCAGACAGAUAAAGACCUAGCUAGCCAGUAACUAGCUAACACCAGACAGAUGAAGACCUAGCUAGACAGUAACUAGCUAACACCAGACAGAUGAAGACCUAGCUAGCCAGUAACUAGCUAACACCAGACAGAUGAGGACCUAGCUAGCCAGUAACUAGCUAACACCAGACAGAUGAAGACCUAGCUAGCCAGUAACUAGCUAACACCAGACAGAUGAAGACCUAGCUAGCCAGUAACUAGCUAACACCAGACAGAUGAAGACCUAGCUAGCCAGUAACUAGCUAACACCAGACAGAUGAAGACCUAGCUAGCCAGUAACUAGCUAACACCAGACAGAUAAGACCUAGCUAGCCAGUAACUAGCUAACACCAGACAGAUGAAGACCUAGCUAGACAGUAACUAGCUAACACCAGACAGAUGAAGACCUAGCUAGCCAGUAACUAGCUAACACCAGACACAGAUGAAGACCUAGCUAGCCAGUAACUAGCUAACACUAGACAGAUGAAGACCUAGCUAGCCAGUAACUAGCUAACACCAGACAGAUGAAGACCUAGCUAGCCAGUAACUAGCUAACACCAGACAGAUGAAGACCUAGCUAGCCAGUAACUAGCUAACACCAGACAGAUGAGGACCUAGCUAGCCAGUAACUAGCUAACACCAGACAGAUGAAGACCUAGCUAGCCAGUAACUAGCUAACACCAGACAGAUGAAGACCUAGCUAGCCAGUAACUAGCUAACACCAGACAGAUGAAGACCUAGCUAGCCAGUAACUAGCUAACACCAGACAGAUGAAGACCUAGCUAGCCAGUAACUAGCUAACACCAGACAGAUGAAGACCUAGCUAGCCAGUAACUAGCUAACACCAGACAGAUGAAGACCUAGCUAGCCAGUAACUAGCUAACACCAGACAGAUAAGACCUAGCUAGCCAGUAACUAGCUAACACCAGACAGAUGAAGACCUAGCUAGCCAGUAACUAGCUAACACCAGACAGAUGAAGACCUAGCUAGCCAGUAACUAGCUAACACCAGACAGAUAAAGACCUAGCUAGCCAGUAACUAGCUAACACCAGACAGAUGAAGACCUAGCUAGCCAGUAACUAGCUAACACCAGACAGAUGAGGACCUAGCUAGCCAGUAACUAGCUAACACCAGACAGAUGAAGACCUAGCUAGCCAGUAACUAGCUAACACCAGACAGAUGAAGACCUAGCUAGCCAGUAACUAGCUAACACCAGACAGAUGAAGACCUAGCUAGCCAGUAACUAGCUAACACCAGACAGAUGAAGACCUAGCUAGCCAGUAACUAGCUAACACCAGACAGAUGAAGACCUAGCUAGCCAGUAACUAGCUAACACCAGACAGAUGAAGACCUAGCUAGCCAGUAACUAGCUAACACCAGACAGAUGAAGACCUAGCUAGCCAGUAACUAGCUAACACCAGACAGAUGAAGACUAGCUAGCCAGUAACUAGCUAACACCAGACAAUGAAACUAGCUAGCCAUUAACUAGCUAACACCAGACAGAUUGAGACCUAGCUACCAGUAUAGCUAACACCAGACAGAUGAAAGGGAAGACAUGGAGAAGUAUCUUUGCCGUAGAGGAAUAGUGUAAACUUGUCAUUAUAUUAGCUGAUCCCCUACAGUCACAUGUUGGCACCAGUACAGUAGCUAUCUAGCUAGAGAAACCUCGCCCCCCUCUGUAAACACGCCUUCUCCGAUGUUGGUUACUAGGCGGUACUUUAAUGAGAUAAGAUAAGAUAAAUACCAUGUUACCAUUGGUUAAGAGUUAUCCCCUUAAUAAUCCUGCCUCCUGGACCCAAUUGUUUUACAUGGGGGAGGGGACCAUUAACUUUAUGAUCAAACUUUAUCAAUGUAGUCAUUUUUCAUACAUUGGUCAUCAUACUUUGCUAUGAUGACCAAUGUAUGAAAAACCUUGAGAUGGUUUCAUCCAAAUAUCAUAACAUUUCAUGAAAAACAUGAUUUUGACUGUUGAUGACCUUGGUGGAAAAAGUCAAGGUGUGAAUACUUUCUGAAGGCCAAAUAUAACCAAUCAUAAAUAAUUUAUUGCUCAGUACCUAUAGGACAUUAUUACGGGGGCAUACAGUACCAGUCAAAAGUUUGGACACACCUACUCAUUAAAGGGUUUUUCUUUAUUUUUACUAUUUUCUACAUUGUACAAUAAUAGUGAAGACAUCAAAACUAUGAAAUAAUACAUAUGGAAUCAUGUAGUAACCAAAAAGGUGUUCAACAAAUCAAAAUAUAUUUUAUAUUUGAGAUUCUUCAAAGUAGCCACCCUUUGCCUUGAUGACAGCUUUGCACACUGUGUAUUUCCAUACCCCCCUGUCCCUAUCUGAUCACAGUGUCUGUCUUCAUACCCCGUGUCCCUAUCUGAUCACAGUGUCUGUCUUCAUACCCCCUGUCCCUAUCUGAUCAUAGUGUCUAUCUUCAUACCCCCUGUCCCUAUCUGAUCACAGUGUCUGUCUUCAUACCCCCGUGUCCCUAUCUGAUCAGUGUCUGUCUUCAUACCCCCUGUCCCUAUCUGAUCACAGUGUCUAUCUUCAUACCCCGUGUCCCUAUCUGAUCACAGUGCCUGUCUUCAUACCCCCUGUCCCUAUCUGAUCACAGUGCCUGUCUUCAUACCCCGUGUCCCUAUCUGAUCACAGUGUCUGUCUUCAUACCCCGUGUCCCUAUCUGAUCACAGUGUCUGUCUUCAUACCCCCUGUCCCUAUCUGAUCAUAGUGUCUGUCUUCAUACCCCCUGUCCCUAUCUGAUCACAGUGUCUGUCUUCAUACCCCGUGUCCCUAUCUGAUCAUAGUGUCUGUCUUCAUACCCCCUGUCCCUAUCUGAUCACAGUGUCUGUCUUCAUAACCCCUGUCCCUAUCUGAUCACAGUGUCUGUCUUCAUACCCCCUGUCCCUAUCUGAUCACAGUGUCUAUCUUCAUACCCCCUGUCCCUAUCUGAUCACAGUGUCUGUCUUCAUACCCCCUGUCCCUAUCUGAUCACAGUGUCUGUCUUCAUACCCCCUGUCCCUAUCUGAUCACAGUGCCUGUCUUCAUACCCCGUGUCCCUAUCUGAUCACAGUGUCUGUCUUCAUACCCCGUGUCCCUAUCUGAUCAUAGUGUCUGUCUUCAUACCCUCUGUCCCUAUCUGAUCAUAGUGUCUGUCUUCAUACCCCCUGUCCCUAUCUGAUCACAGUGCCUGUCUUCAUACCCCGUGUCCCUAUCUGAUCACAGUGUCUGUCUUCAUACCCCGUGUCCCUAUCUGAUCAUAGUGUCUGUCUUCAUACCCUCUGUCCCUAUCUGAUCAUAGUGUCUGUCUUCAUACCCCCUGUCCCUAUCUGAUCACAGUGUCUGUCUUCAUACCCCGUGUCCCUAUCUGAUCAUAGUGUCUGUCUUCAUACCCCCUGUCCCUAUCUGAUCACAGUGUCUGUCUUCAUACCCCCUGUCCCUAUCUGAUCACAGUGUCUGUCUUCAUACCCCCUGUCCCUAUCUGAUCACAGUGUCUAUCUUCAUACCCCCUGUCCCUAUCUGAUCACAGUGUCUGUCUUCAUACCCCCUGUCCCUAUCUGAUCACAGUGUCUGUCUUCAUACCCCCUGUCCCUAUCUGAUCACAGUGCCUGUCUUCAUACCCCCUGUCCCUAUCUGAUCACAGUGUCUGUCUUCAUACCCCCUGUCCCUAUCUGAUCAUAGUGCCUGUCUUCAUACCCCCUGUCCCUAUCUGAUCACAGUGCCUGUCUUCAUACCCCCUGUCCCUAUCUGAUCACAGUGUCUGUCUUCAUACCCCGUGUCCCUAUCUAAUCACAGUGUCUGUCUUCAUACCCCCUGUCCCUAUCUGAUCACAGUGCCUGUCUUCAUACCCCCUGUCCCUAUCUGAUCACAGUGUCUGUCUUCAUACCCCCUGUCCCUAUCUGAUCACAGUGCCUGUCUUCAUACCCCCUGUCCCUAUCUGAUCACAGUGUCUGUCUUCAUACCACCUGUCCCUAUCUGAUCACAGUGUCUGUCUUCAUACCCCCUGUCCCUAUCUGAUCAGUGCCUGUCUUCAUACCCCCUGUCCCUAUCUGAUCUGAGUGUAUCUGUCCUCUCCCCCCCAUCUGUCCAGUGAGACACGUCAGGAAGGAUGAGAGGAAGUACUAUGAGGAGCUGCUGAAGUACAGCCGAGAGCACCUGAUGCUCUAUCCAUACCACCUGUCAGACAUCAUG
Messenger RNA from Coregonus sp. 'balchen', 14844 nucleotides. NCBI's taxonomy places the organism in Eukaryota, Metazoa, Chordata, Actinopteri, Salmoniformes, Salmonidae. The record is from the annotation of a GenBank genome assembly.